CUCAGCCCUGCUGUCACGUUGUGCUCACACAGGACGUGGUGUUUGAAGGCAUUUGCUGUUUCUGCUGUCAUUUUGUCACACUGUGGUUUGCUGAAUAGCUUCUUGAGAACCAGUUAAUGCAUGAUUAUGGGAGGGAAUUGGAAGACUAAAUUGCUGUUUGCUUUCUCUAAUCACCAGCUGUGCCCCUCUUUGUCCAGUAACACAUCUUUGUGCCUGCUCUGCCUCCCAGGCUGGUGGAAUAGAUUUUUUUUUUCUACCUCCACUGUAAUUUUACUGCCUGCCAGACUAUGACAAAGAGCAGAACAGUUGGUGCAAACACCAAAACAAAGCCAUGCAGAAUUGAAACAACGACCACGCAGCACCUCUGAUACCCUUGUAGGACAUGAAAGGUGUUUCACCUGCUCUCUGGAAGAUGUGCAUUGUCUUGCAAUUUAGAAAGUACUUUUCCCUUUUAGAAUUGGAGUUGUCUGUACUUGAAAAAUACCAAAUUAAGAGUGAAAGAUGAGGAAAUGGUAAAUAACUUGUUAAUCCAGCUGUAACCCAGUGAGUUAAACCUGCAUCAUUCCAGCAGCUUUCCUGCAGGGAGGAAUGGAGUGACUCACAGAACAUACUGGGGUCUUAUUUUGUGAAGAAUUAAGAAACAAAACCUAUUGAUUUAUACUUGGCAACUGUUAAGUAACAAGAGCAACAGUUGCUUUGUUUCAUUAUGCUCACUGCUGUGUCUGAAUGCAGGAAAAUAAUCUCCUGAGGCAGCUGGCUUUCAGGGUAAAGCUACUGAGUCUGCAAGCUUCAAAGCUGUUUUAUACCCUCUCGUGUAAAUGGAAGCUAAUAGUCUAUUGCUGCUUAAAAAAAGAGUUAAAUCUAGACGUGACCUAAGUGUUUAUUAUUAAUUAAUGGAGUAUUAUAAGAAACUUCCAUUAUGUUUGCAAGGACAUUCUGGCUUCAGAGUGAAUUAGUGACAUUCCUUUGUGGACCCAACUCUGAUCCGUAUUAACUGUUGUGCUUCAAAGAUGUCUUUGUUGGUAACUCCUGGGAAGAGUCAGCUUCUGGGUGGAUGGAGUGAAAACUUCAAGGCUCUUCUGUCAGUUAAGCCUCAGAUCAGCUGAUGUUCCUGAUGUGCUUUGAGACUCCUUUGGGCCAGUUACACUUGAGAUGGAAGAACAAGGCUGACCUGAACUGAGUUUUUUUCUAAACAUCAUGGGAGAGAUUAAAGUCUCUCCUGACUAUAACUGGUUCAGAAGCACAGUUCCUCUUAAAAAGAUAAUAGUGGAUGAUGAUGACAGCAAAGUCUGGUCACUCUAUGAUGCAGGACCUCGGAGCAUUCGGUGCCCACUCAUAUUUCUUCCUCCUGUCAGUGGAACUGCAGAUGUGUUUUUCCAGCAAAUUUUGGCACUGACUGGAUGGGGCUACAGAGUUAUUGCUUUGCAGUAUCCAGUUUAUUGGGAUCACCUGGAGUUCUGUGAUGGAUUCAGAAAACUGUUAGACCACCUUCAGCUGGAUAAAGUUCACCUUUUUGGAGCUUCUCUGGGAGGCUUUCUGGCUCAAAAAUUUGCUGAAUACACACACAAAUCUCCCAGAGUUCAAUCUCUGAUCCUGUGUAAUUCCUUUAGUGACACUUCUAUCUUCAAUCAGACAUGGACAGCAAACAGCUUUUGGCUGAUGCCUGCUUUUAUGCUGAAAAAAAUUGUCCUUGGGAAUUUUGCAUCUGGUCCUCUAGAUCCUGAAAUGGCCGAUGGGAUUGAUUUCAUGGUGGACAGGCUGGAGAGUCUAGGCCAGAGUGAACUUGCUUCAAGACUUACCCUCAACUGCCAGAACUCCUACGUGGAACCUCAUAAAAUUCGAGACAUCCCUGUAACUAUUAUGGAUGUGUUUGACCAAAGUGCACUUUCGACUGAAGCGAAAGAGGAAAUGUACAAGCUUUAUCCUAAUGCCAGAAGAGCUCACCUCAAAACAGGAGGCAACUUCCCCUACCUCUGCAGGAGUGCUGAAGUCAACCUAUAUAUUCAAAUCCAUUUGCUGCAGUUCCAUGGUACCCGGUACGCAGCCAUCGAUCCCUCCAUGGUCAGUGCAGAAGAGCUGGAAGUCCAAAAGAUCAGUCUUCACACCAGCACUGAGCAGGAAGAGCAGUAGGAUUUGGAGUGCCAGGGAAAAUGACAAAUGGGUUUGGUGGUCUUCCUGUGUACAAUCAACUGUUCCCACUCUGCCUUUUUUCCUUGUGUUAGCCGAUUAUCACUGUGUGAUUCCAACAGGAUCAGUAGUCAGUGAACUACCCACAGACAGGAAACUCCAGCAGGGCAAUGGGAUAGAUCUGUGUCAUUUUUAGUCUUUGAAUUCAAGGAAGUGGCUUUGAAGACUAGUUUUAAAAACAAAGACUUUUUUGCUACCAAAGUCCUCACUAUCACGUUCUUAAGCAGAACAGUAUUUCUUUUUAUAUUUUUCACUCAGCUGUGUAUAUUGCCACAUGCAGAUCGUGUACUUAGAAGCUGUCCUAUAUUUUUGUUGGAUAUUUGGUUUAAAACAUGUUUGAGUGCCAAUGUUGCCAUCACAUUAUUUGCUUCCUAUGUUGUGUUGUAAAUUAGUUUCUAUUUGAAAUAAAGCAUUUGAAUUUUUAA
Messenger RNA from Apus apus (common swift), 2612 nucleotides. It is a transcript of the gene SPG21, whose product is annotated as SPG21 abhydrolase domain containing, maspardin. The transcript is spliced from 9 exons. The coding region runs from base 1198 to 2130 and encodes 310 amino acids. Gene Ontology annotation, molecular function: CD4 receptor binding. NCBI's taxonomy places the organism in Eukaryota, Metazoa, Chordata, Aves, Apodiformes, Apodidae. The record is from RefSeq and is a predicted model, not a curated record. Gene Ontology annotation, cellular component: trans-Golgi network transport vesicle; cytosol.